AUCCGAUAUUGCAGUUGGGUGAGGUCCUAUAGCCCCAUCUGUCUGUCCUUCUUCUCCUUCUCCUCCGCCUCUCUCUCUCUCUCUCAGGUCCUCCUCCAUUCCCCUCCCCGCUCUCUACAAUAUGUCUGGCUCCAUAUUAAGAGCCUCUAUUAGAGCUGUCAGUGCCAAGAGAAGGCUGGUCCCCACCAGAGCAGCGCUUACUUUGACUCCCUUAGCUGUUAAUAAAAUUAAACAGCUGCUUCAGGAAAAGCCUGAAUAUAUUGGAUUGAAGAUUGGAGUUCGAACUAGAGGAUGCAAUGGUCUGUCCUAUACUUUAGAAUACACAAAAGAGAAAAGAGAAUCAGAUGAAGAAGUAAUCCAGGAUGUACUGCACCUCAUUUCCAGCAAAUUACCCACAGGUGUGGAUCUACAGAACAGAUGGGAAUCUGUUCAAUCUAUGCAACCUUUAAUCCAAAACAAACCACUUCAAUCUCAGUCAUGGAACUUCAGUAUGUAAAUUAGGCUUGUGUGCGCACUCACUCAAAACUGAGAACCAGGUCAUCAUCAACUCCUUCUAUGAAGCUUAUGAGAAAAUGGACCUUUCACUUGACACCUGGCAAACUAAGGUUCUCUUCCAACUAGCUACCACAGCAAAACAUCUCCCAUCGACAAGAUCAAGGGCUAGAUCCUGGAAAACAUGAAUCAUAUUUCGUAUCUUGCAAGUUCCUCUCGAAGAAGACAGAUAUAACUAUGAUAUUCAUCUUUGCCUCCAGAAAGCCAGUUCAGCCUGCAGCCAACUGAGGAAAAGGGCAUUUGAGGACCAGGAUCUCAAACCUGGGACUAAAGUCAUGGUUUACCAUUCAGCAGUGAUCCCCAUGCUCCUAUAUGCUUCGGAGACUUGAAUAAUAUACACCAAGCACCUCAAAGCUCCAGAGAAUUACCACUAGCAAUGCCUUCACAAGAUUCUCCAAAUCUGGUAGCAAGAAAGAUGGUUAAACAGCAGCGUCGUCUCCCAAUCCAACUUAUACAGCAUCAAGGAUAUGCCGCUCGUAUGUCUGACACCAGGCUCCUGAAGCAACUGCUCAGUUGCGGCAGGAGAUUCCCAGGAGGGCAUUGGCAAUGCUUUAUGGAUGUCUUCAAAGCAUCCCUGAAGAAGUCAAAAACUCAGGGGAGAUCCUGGCUUGUGACCAAAAUGGGGAAGGCACCACAAUCCUCCAAACAAUCUAUCUACCCAAUCCUUCAUGCACCACCUGCCCCACAGGUGGCAAGCCUGCAGAUCACACAUCAGCCAUCUGAGUCCAUUGAACUGUCAUGGAAGCAAGUCAUCCUCGAUACUGAUGGGCUGCCUAAGAAGAUUGUAAUGCAUGUACCUUCAUGAAGCCCAUUUCUUGUUAAUUCCCAGGCUCGCUCUGCAUUGUGCCAUGGCAUGGAAUUGCAGCUAUAUGCAGAUAUCUAUUAAUUUACAUAUGAAUUAGUUAAACACUGCAUGAUGAAAUCAAUAUUUAAAAUCUUCACAAUAAUAUUGCAUCUGCUAAAUCAUAGAAAUGUAUAAUUUUCUUAUACUUGAGAACGCUCAAUGAAAUGAAAUAUGGUCUAAAUGAAAUUAACAUUUAACAUUUGAAUUUGUUUAUUCCAACUGACUUGAACACAGAUGGCAGUAGUUAGAUCAACCUAUAAAACAUUUUGUUAUUAUGAAUUCAGCGUUUGCCAGAUACUUUGCUUAUUUGCAGCUUAAAGGAUUGCUUAGGCAGCCAAGCUCAUUCUUAGUGAACCAAAAUUUAACCUAUGCAUGAAGUAAUCUGGGAGUGAGUAUGCCCCAAAUUAACAAAUUUAUGUUAAUUAUUUACUUUGGAACAAUAACUCUGACUUCCAUGAUUGACAUCAGAGUACUGACUGAUUAUAUAUCUUGAGCUAUAAAUAUAAAUCGGACUUCCAGAGAACUUGAGUGGAAGUAAAAGCUUAACAACAUUAGAUUGAGUCAACAUGAUUAAUCUAUUUUAUGAAACUUGUUAUUAAAUAAUAAAACAGCUCUCAAGUUUUCUUGCAUAUUGGAAUUAUCAAUUUGAACGAAUGUGAUGGAGAAAACUUCAUAUAUAAACUCGGAUAUUCAUGCCA
Messenger RNA from Carcharodon carcharias (great white shark), 2094 nucleotides. Its product is annotated as iron-sulfur cluster assembly 1 homolog, mitochondrial-like. Gene Ontology annotation, biological process: iron-sulfur cluster assembly. The record is from RefSeq and is a predicted model, not a curated record. Lineage: Eukaryota; Metazoa; Chordata; Chondrichthyes; Lamniformes; Lamnidae. Gene Ontology annotation, cellular component: mitochondrion; cytoplasm. Bases 122 to 496 code for a protein of 124 amino acids. The transcript is spliced from 4 exons. Gene Ontology annotation, molecular function: 2 iron, 2 sulfur cluster binding.